AUGGACCGGCCCCUGGCGUCCUCGUCGGCGGAGGCGGAGGAGGAACUGGAGUGGCAAGUGGCGAGUCGCCGGAGGAAGGCCUGGGCCAAGUGCCGCGGCUCCUGGCAGGCGUCGGAGACGGAGGAUCUGUCCACAGAAGCGACGACGCAGGACGAGGACGAGGACGACGAGGAGGACCUCCCCAGCGCGCAGCUGCCGGCGGCGGCCGCGGGCAGAGCAGGAAACGUGCCCAACGAGAAGAUCGCGAUAUGGCUCAAGGACUGCCGCACACCUCUGGGAGCCUCACUGGAUGAGCAAAGUGGCGGUACUACGCUCAAGGGUGUGCUUGUGCGAAAUGGAGGAAGCUUUGAAGAUGAUUUGUCUUUGGGAGCCGAAGCCAACCACCUCCAUGAAAGUGAUGCUCCCAUUGACAACUGCAACAAUAUAUUGGCCAAAGAGAGAAGACUACAGUUUCAUCAGAAAGGGAGAAGUAUGAAUUCCACUGGCUCUGGGAAAAGUAGUGGGACAGUUUCAAGUGUUUCAGAGUUGUUGGAACUCUAUGAGGAAGAUCCUGAAGAAAUUCUUUAUAAUCUUGGAUUUGGACGAGAUGAACCAGAUAUUGCUUCUAAAAUCCCACCAAGAUUUUUUAAUUCAUCAUCGUUUGCUCGAGGAAUAGAUAUUAAAGUAUUUUUGAGUGCUCAGAUGCAACGGAUGGAAGUAGAAAACCCAAAUUAUGCUUUAACAAGCCGCUUUCGACAAAUCGAAGUGCUUACUACUGUGGCCAAUGCGUUUUCUUCCUUAUAUUCCCAAGUCUCUGGGACUCCCCUGCAGAGAAUUGGAAGUCUGUCCUCGGGGGCCUCAGUGAAGGAGACCGAUUCACCUCCACCCUUAACUCGAAGUAACACUGCAAAUCGUUUAAUGAAAACACUAUCAAAACUCAAUUUAUGUGUUGAUAAAGGAGAGAAAGAAGGGAGCAGUCCUUCCCCCACGCUUGACAAAGGGAAAGUUCUAAGUGUGGCGGUGAUGGAAGAAAGUGUUAAUAAAAAUGAUCAAAAGGUUCAAAAACUCAUGAAGAAGAAAGACUCCUCUUUCUUGUUGGCUACAGUGAAAGAAGAGUCAUCAGGUAGUUCAGCGACUGUUACGGAGAGUGCCCACCUGGGUAGACCUGAUGAUGCCCUCAGUAGCUUUAAUAGGGACAUUUCAGAUCAGCAAAGUAAAGCAUCUCAAAGUAAUGAGAAGAGACUGGAGGAGGAAGCUGGUAUUGUCAAAUCUGAUUUAAAUAGUGAUUUCAACUUGCCUGGCCACAGCGAGCUAGAAAGCAGCACCGAGCUGAGAGGCACUCCUCUGUCCCCACCUGGGAAGGAGCCAUGUGCACUGCUGACGAACCCCUCCAUACGAAGCAUAAUGGCCCAGCAGAAGGAUUCCUUUGAAAUGGAAGAGGUUCAAAGUACAGAGGGAGAGGCUCCUCCUGUUCCAGCCACCUACCAGCUAGGUCUGACCAAAUCCAAAAGAGAUCAUCUAUUACGUACUGCAAGUCAGCAUUCUGAUAGCAGCGGUUUUGCUGAAGAUUCGACAGACUGCCUCUCUCUUAAUCAUCUGCAGGUUCAGGAGCCCUUGCAAGCCAUGGGGAGCAGUGCUGACAGUUGUGACAGCGAGGCGACAGUCACCUCCUUUGGUGAAGAGCUUAUCACACCAACAGCAAAAGACCAGCCUUAUUUCAAUGAGUCUGAGGAGGAGUCUCUGGUCCCUCUUCAGAGAGGGAAAGAGAAGACGGCAGCAAGCGCUGACAGAAAAAGGCCAGAGAGGCAGCGUUUCCCCACGUGUGAGUCCGUUGAGCCUGAAGGCCAUGAACAGUCCACUUGUUGCCAGGAAGAGGGCAUGACUGAAACCCCUGGCACCCAAGAGUCGCCUCAAGCUCAGAGAACUGAGCUACCCAGGGACGAGAGUGCCGAAAGCGACGUGGAUAGAAGCAGUGAAUGUGAAUAUGCCCAGUAUACCACACACCACAUUCUGAAGUCAUUGGCUUCCAUUGAAGCGAGAUGUCACGAUGAGGGCGCUGAAGAUAUGCUUGUGCCAACUCCCUCCUCUGUGGACAGAGUUAAUGUAGCUUUGCAAAGAGCUCAGAUGAAGGCCUUCGGUCUCUCUGGUCAAAGAGUAGGGCGCAGCCUGAUAAAAUCGAAAGAUCUGCUGAGACAGAGGUACUUAUUUGCAAAAGCUGGCUAUCCCCUACGAAGGUCUCAGUCCUUACCAACCACAUUACUGAGCCCAGUAAGGGUCGUGUCUGCUGUCAACGUUCGCUUGUCUCCGGGGAAGGAGACUAGAUGCAGCCCACCUUCCUUCACCUACAAGUACACACCUGAAGAGGAGCAGGACAUGGAAAGAGAGGUGCCCGAGCCUGACGGCCACUCUCUCGUCAAAUCCACCAUUUUCAUCUCUCCAUCCGCAUCUGGGAAGAAGGAAGUGGUCUCAGAGAAGGAGGUGAACCACUUGGAGGAAUGUCCUCACCGGAGGACUCCCACCUGCGCCUACUGUGCGUCAGCACCCAGAUCGCAGUCCACCUGCUCCCUUCACUCUGUCCCCUCUGAAUGGCAGGAGAGGCCCCUGUGUGAGCACAUGAGAACCCUGAGCACUCACAGUGUCCCCAACAUAUCCGGCACCACCUGUAGUGCCUUCUCGUCUCCUUUUGGGUGUCUUUACUCACAUAGACAUGCUGCCUCCCCUUACCGGACAUGCACUGCAAACCCUCCUUCCACCAUUGAGAUGCAGCUGCGGAGAGUAUUGCAUGAUAUUAGAAACUCGCUGCAGAAUCUUUCACAGUACCCGAUGCUAAGAGGGCCUGACCUUGCUGCUUCUCCAUACAGUACCCAGAAAUCAUCUGUUCUACCUCUUUAUGAAAAUACCUUCCAGGAGCUCCAAGUAAUGAGGCGGAGCCUGAAUUUGUUUAGGACACAAAUGAUGGAUUUGGAAUUGGCAAUGCUGCGUCAGCAAACCCUGGUUUACCAUCAUAUGACCGACGAGGAAAGAUAUGAAGUGGACCAGCUGCAGAGUUUAAGGAACUCGGUCCGAAUGGAGCUUCAGGACCUGGAGCUGCAGCUGGAGGAGCGCCUGCUGGGUCUGGAGGAGCAGCUGCGGAGCAUGCGGGUGCCCUCUCCCUUCCGGUCCUCAGCGCUGGUGGGGAUGUAUGGCAGUAGAAGCGCUGAUAACUUGUCAUGCCCUUCUCCAUUGAAUGUAAUGGAACCAGUAACCGAGCUGAUGCGGGAACAGUCAUACCUGAAGUCUGAAUUGGGCUUCGCACUUGGAGAAAUGGGGUUUGGGAUUCCCCCUGGAGAGAGCUCAGAAUCAGUUUUCUCCCAAGAAACUUCAGAAUCAUCUUCUGUGUGUUCUGGUCCCGCCCAUGCUAACAGAAGAACUGGAGUACCUUCUGGUGACUCAGUGGGUCAACCCAAACCCCACGUGGUGCCAGGCAAGAAAGUGUUCCGGGCUUCAGUAGCCCUCACCCCAACAGCUCCAUCCAGAGCAGCUUCCGUGCAGACCCCCCCGGAGCUGGAGAGGUCUGCCGAGGCUGGAGCAGCUGAAGAAGACUCAGCAGCCGGUGGGCCUAACCCUGAAGUGGAAGAAGGGCCAGGAUCACUGCCAGCUGCUGAAGGAAUACAUAAAGAUGCGGAGCAAGACGAGCUGCAGCAAGUCAUCCGGGAGAUUAAAGAGUCUAUUGUUGGAGAAAUCAGACGGGAAAUUGUAAGUGGACUUUUGGCAGCAGUAUCUUCAAGUAAAGCAUCUAAUUCUAAGCAAGAUAAAUAGUCAUUAAAUAGAAUUUACAGGUUGACAUGGAUCGUAUUAGCUGUAUCAUAUUGGAGUUACCAUUGUACACUGGUGGAGGUGUUAUCUGUGUUUCAGAAGAUACUUGCUGCUGAACUGGGCUACUGUAUACAUGUACAGUGUUUGUUUCUUCUGGGCAUAUCUUUCAAAUAUACAUAGCGAUUUAGGCACUUUUCUGAACUAUCAAAACUGUAGCCGUUUGAAAACCUAAUAUUUAUUUGUUUUUCAAUAUUUUCUAAUUGAUCCCCUAUGUAGAAUUAAUUUUAAAACUUGAAGACCUCCAGACUUAACCAACUUAUAAAUAACAUAUUUCUCCAGAAUAGCUUCUUAAAACACUGACCUCUAUGAGGUAUUUACUGUGCAAUAACUGAAAUCAUUUUUUGAGAGCUUGAAGCAACCAAUGAUUUUCCCUCCACUACUGUUAAUUAGUGUCACUUCCAAGAAGAAAAACUGUUCUGUUGUAAAAAUUAAUAAUUCUUGAGGAGGUUACUAAUAGCAAUGUGAUAGAAUUAUAUGAGGUUACCAACUACUUAAUGUUCUUACACUGUAAGCCUUUGUCCUUUACUCAAGUGUAAUUUUAUCAUAGCUUGCAUAGUCAUCUUCUUUGGGUGUAGAAUGCCUUAUAUUAAACACUAUGUGCCUUUUGCCUUGUCCAGACUUCUUUAUUAGAAGGAGUGGGCUCUCCUGCCCUUCAGACACAAGCGUGGAGUAAUGCCAAAGCAACAGGGCCUACAACUUGAAUGGAUAAAUAUGAUAAGCUGGUUUUAGCCUUUUCAAAUUGGAAGUAAUUUAGAUCUGUUCUCAUCCACACAUGGUUUGACCAUUAGAAAAAAUUCACUUUUUAUGGGAUAUAAAAAGAAAAUGUGCCCUAUUUGGUUUUAUAUGUGUUAGAUAGAUAUAUAAAGUAAUAAUCAAAUGUUAUUGGCAUUCUUUUAGCAUUUAUAGUUUUCAACUCAUGUUUCUUUGUGUGUAAAAUUUUAAUCAAAAUUCUUCAGAUGUUAACAGUAUUCUUUGAAAGAAUAACUACAAGGUCUAUGAAUGUUUGAGUUAUCACACAAAGGCUGAUUUCUAAAAAAAAAAAAAUAAUUAAAACAAUAAAGUAUUUAUUUUGCCUAA
Echinops telfairi (small Madagascar hedgehog) is the source of this 4911-nucleotide messenger RNA. RefSeq names its product ITPR interacting domain containing 2 (gene ITPRID2). The record is from RefSeq and is a predicted model, not a curated record. The coding region runs from base 1 to 3777 and encodes 1258 amino acids. Gene Ontology annotation, molecular function: signaling receptor binding. The transcript is spliced from 18 exons. NCBI's taxonomy places the organism in Eukaryota, Metazoa, Chordata, Mammalia, Afrosoricida, Tenrecidae.